Sesamum indicum (sesame) is the source of this 1146-nucleotide messenger RNA. RefSeq names its product HAD superfamily, subfamily IIIB acid phosphatase. Gene Ontology annotation, molecular function: acid phosphatase activity. NCBI's taxonomy places the organism in Eukaryota, Viridiplantae, Streptophyta, Magnoliopsida, Lamiales, Pedaliaceae. The record is from RefSeq and is a predicted model, not a curated record.
CAUCCCCAAUUUCUUUUUUAUCUACUUUUACUUCUUUCAGAGAAACCAACAAACUCACUCUUCCUCCUCCAUUGCUAUUGCUAUUACUAUUACUAUUACUAUGUUGUUACCUACCUGUUUCUACUCUCUCCCUCUCCUAUUCCUAUAUAUAUAACAAUCCAACUCUUUCAUCUCCCCUUUCUUCCACCUCCUAUAUAUAUGUUGCUUCUACGUGCAUGCAUGACAUCCUUUGAUUCUUGAUCCAUUUGGUGGUGGUAUACAUGUUUGUAUCUACGAUGCCAGGUUUAAGGGAAGCAGCACUAGUGUUGGUAUUCUUGGCGAUAUGCUGCAAGGCAGUGAACUCAAGGCCCUUCUGGUGCCCAACCGACACCGCCAACUCCUCCGGAUACUGCCUUAGCUGGCGCCUCGCGGUCGAGGCCAACAACAUCAGAGCGUGGCGGACCGUCCCAACUCAGUGCUCCCGCCACAUUGAGGCAUACAUGAUUGCUGGCCAAUACCAGCGCGACCUCAACCUCAUUGUGGGCAGCAUUUGCAGCUACGUCGAUACCAUUACUCUCUCAGAUGAUGGCUUCGAUGCUUGGAUUCUGGACGUGGACGACACCUGCAUUUCCAACCUUUUUUAUUACAGAGGGAAGCGCUAUGGGUGUGAGCCCUUUGAUCCAUUGGGGUUUAGGGCAUGGGCACUGCAAGGAGAAUGCGCUGCCAUUCCUGAUGUUCUGAGACUGUUCAACAAGUUGGUGGAGACGGGGUUUAAGGUAUUCCUGGUUACGGGCAGGGACGAAGAAACACUUGGGCAGGCAACCAUUCAAAAUCUGGAAAACCAAGGAUUUUUGGGCUACCAACGUCUCAUCUUAAGGAGUGGGGCGUACAAGGGUGUAAGCGCGAUAACGUACAAGUCGGAGAUACGGAAGCAACUGGUAGAAGAAGGGUACAGAAUAUGGGGGAACGUGGGGGAUCAGUGGAGUGAUGUGCAGGGAGACUAUGCCGGCAAUCGCACCUUUAAGCUUCCUAAUCCAAUGUAUUUUAUCCCUUAAUAAGUUCAUCAUUUUCUCUGUUUUCUUAAAAAUAAAAUUUAUAGAGAGCUCCAGAGAGAGUGUUGUGUUGUGUGUUUCAUCUCCAUGAAUAUCAUUUUUGCUUCUUUCUUGA